Molecule: messenger RNA, 1434 nt
Organism: Arthroderma uncinatum
Lineage: Eukaryota; Fungi; Ascomycota; Eurotiomycetes; Onygenales; Arthrodermataceae
Product: tRNA methyltransferase
Exons: 4
Coding region: 1-1434 (477 amino acids)
Biological process (GO): tRNA N1-guanine methylation; mitochondrial tRNA methylation
Cellular component (GO): mitochondrial matrix; cytoplasm
Source: RefSeq, a predicted model, not a curated record
AUGGAUUUGAACAAGACUACUUCAACCCUCCCACGCGACCACACUACCAACUCCCAAGUCAUGUUCCGGCCUCCCAUCAAUCGCGCAAUGCGCGUACUAGAUCGAUCGUUCUUCAAAAGAACAAUACCUCUUGCCGCUGCGACGGUGUUCGACCCGAAAAAUCUUGGAGGAAUCAAAGAGCAGCUGUCAAAAAGCAAGGAUAUACUGAACGCUCCUCGAUUAAUGGCUAUCCGGCCUGUCCAGAACCCCGCUACAGAAGAGGAUAAGAACAAGAAGUGUAUCUUGCUGAAGGAAAAGAUACAGGCUAAUGACAUAACUACGUGGUCUCCGACGAUACGGCAGUUAGUGGAAGCUAAGUCUAUGGAGUUGAAGCCGUACGACCUUCACCUCGACUAUGACUACUGGCUCUAUCACGAUAUCCUUGCAUCGAUAUUACCAGAAGAACAGCUUGAAGAGACUCCCGCUGGUUUCAAUCAAGUUGGCCAUAUUGCGCACCUUAACCUUCGAGAACAGUACCUUCCAUACAAGCUUUUAAUUGCCGAAGUCAUCAAGGAUAAAAACCCAACGGUUCGAACAGUUAUUAACAAAGUUGACGACGUUGGCGCAAACAGUCAAUACCGCACUUUCGCCUACGAACAUCUAGUUGGAGACAAGGACAUGAAUGUUAUCCAGCAUGAGCAAAACUGCGAGUUUGCAUUCGACUACUCUAAAGUUUACUGGAACUCGCGCCUGGGGAACGAACACGCCCAUCUCGUUGGUCGGUUUAAAGAGGGUGAAGCGGUAUGUGAUGUUAUGGCUGGCGUUGGGCCCUUUGCUCUUCCAGCCGGGAAGAAGAGAGUGUUUGUCUAUGCCAAUGACCUCAACCCUCACGGCUACGAGAAGAUGAAGGAAGGGAUCGCCCGAAACAAAGUUAGAGACUUCGUGAAGCCGCAUAACAUGGAUGGAAGUGAAUUUAUUGGACACGCUACCAGAGAGCUAUACACACUCGAGCACACGGUGAAGAUAUAUCCAAAAGUGAAACGCAGCCAGGCGCUGGUGAAGGCAAAGCUUAUUCCUGAAGUAUACGUCUGCCCGCCUACCUUUGAUCACUACGUCAUGAACCUCCCUGCCUCCGCGAUCGAAUUCCUCGAUGCCUUUAUUGGCGUGUAUGCUGGCAAGGAAUCUCUCUUCGCACCAUACACCGACCGUAAACGACCUCUCGUUCAUGUGUACUGUUUCUCCUCCAACAGCGAUGAUAACAUGAUCGAGUACGCGGAUAUUUGUCAGCGCAUUUCCGACAAACUGCAACACAAGAUAACUCCCGAAGAUAUGGUUGGUGGGACGGGCAACCAGGAGCUAGAACUUGAGAUCCGUGAUGUCAGGCUGGUUUCUCCCAACAAGCGGAUGUUCUGCGCAUCAUUCAGGCUUCCGGCGGAGGUUAUUUUCAAGGCCUGA